Messenger RNA from Acanthosepion pharaonis, 456 nucleotides. NCBI's taxonomy places the organism in Eukaryota, Metazoa, Mollusca, Cephalopoda, Sepiida, Sepiidae. The record is from the annotation of a GenBank genome assembly.
AUGCACGGAAGCUUUCCACCAUACAAAUCUAUCUAUCUAUCUAUCUAUCUAUCUAUCUAUCUAUCUAUCUAUCUAUCUAUCUAUCUAUCUCAUUCUAUUCAAACUAUCUUGUUCUAUCUUUCUCCCUUCAUUCCUUCUCUCCUUCCUUCCUUCCUUCCUUCCUUCCUUCCUUCCUUCCUCCUUUCUUCCUUCCUUCUGUCUUUCUUUCCUUCCUUCCUUCUCUCCUUCCUUCCUUCUCUCACCCUUCCUUCCUUGCUCUCCUAUUAUUUCCUCCUUCCUUCCUUCCUUCCUUCCUUCCUUCCUUCCUUCCUUCUAUCUUUCCCUUCUUUCUUUCUUUCUUUCUUUCUUUCCUUCCUUCCUUCCUUCCUUCCUUCAUUCCUUCCUUCUCUCACCCUUCCUUUCUUGCUCUCCUUUUAUUUCCCUCUUUCCUUCCUUCCUUCUCAUUUUCAGCCAUGA